AUUUCAACAACCAGGUGCAUUUUAGUCAUUUUUCUAUCAUAUAAGACAAACACCUUAAAAAUCAUUAGAUUGUGCUGACGAUCUUUCAAUCAAAGACCAUCGUCAAACACACUUCAAUGGACCGAAAAGUUACCAUCCACCUCGUACACACUGUCCACGUGUCAUGAUAUACAAAAUCCGAACCAUCAAAAAGGUUAACCCACCUUGAAAAUCAUUGCCCAAAAAAAAUUAGGCUGAUCCAUUCAUCAGGUGGGCCACACUAUUUCAACAGGGGACAUCAAAUUUAUGUCUCACCUGAUGAGUGGACUGGGCCUGAUUUCCACACAAUAUGAUCUUGAAGGUCCUCCACCCUCUUCAACGGCUUAGAUGCCGCAUACCCAUUACUCGUUGGCCGUAUGUCCUAACUUUGAUCAAUUCUCUUAAUCAUAUAAUAAUUUAUAAAAUUCCAUUUUAAUAUCAAAUGAGGAAACUGCAGUCUUUGAUUGAAGUUGGAAUGGAAGUUCUUGUUUUUGUCUGCUACCCAAUUCCUACCUUCCCUUCUAUAUAUCAUCAGUUCCUUCUCUUCUCUUCCCAACAUGAGAAAAGACUCCUCAAAAGCAUUUUUUGAAUUGUAACAUGUCUACUAGUGUCACACAUGAAGUGGUAGAAGUAGAAGAAGAAGAAGAGUUACAAAGCGCUUCUCUUCUCCAACAUCCCUUAGAUGGCGAUGGGCCCACCGCCGCAACUGCGAAGAAGAAACGGAAUCUUCCAGGAAAUCCAGACCCAGAUGCUGAAGUCGUAGCUCUGUCGCCACAGACUCUAAUGGCAACGAACCGUUACAUGUGCGAGGUGUGCCACAAAGGCUUCCAGAGGGACCAAAACCUUCAACUACAUAGGAGAGGCCACAACUUGCCAUGGAAGCUGAAGCAAAGGACAAGUGCUCAUAUUCAGAAGAAGGUGUACAUUUGCCCAGAGACGAGCUGUGUGCACCAUGACCCGAGUCGGGCUCUCGGAGACCUGACCGGCAUUAAGAAGCACUACUGUAGGAAGCAUGGAGAGAAGAAGUGGAAAUGCGAUAAGUGCUCGAAGUGUUACGCUGUCCAAUCGGAUUGGAAGGCUCAUGCAAAGAUCUGUGGAACGAAAGAAUACCGGUGCGACUGUGGGACCAUUUUUUCAAGGAGGGAUAGCUUCAUUACCCACAGAGCCUUCUGUGAUGCCUUGACAGAAGAGAAUAACAAGAUGCAACAGCAACAAUCCCUUUACUCCAUUGGAGGAAUGUUAGAUAAUCAAUCACAGCAACUGGGCCCACCUUCAAUGCCCACUUCAAAUCCCAUCUCAACCACAAACACAUCCAUGAAUUUGACCCUUUCUAAUCAAAUCAUGAACAGUCCAUCAUCCUCAUAUUCGACUCCAUCGGCAUUUUCGUUCCCGGACAAUCCAUGCGCAUCCUCUGAGCGAGCUGCCUGCAUUCAGAUCAAUGGGUGCAAUUCAGCUGGUUUGGCAGUUGGGUCUUCUUACAUGUCUGCAACAGCUUUGUUACAGAAAGCUGCUGUAAUGGGGGCAAUGAGCAGCGACAAUUCGAUCUCUCCGGUCCUUCUUAGAGGCUUUGCAGGCCACAUGAGUAGCAUCGGACCACACGGAUCAGUUCAAGAUCGAACGGAUGCUUCAACUGGGAAGAGCUCACAAUGUGGGCUACUUGAUUCCCAUCUGUUGGUGCAACAGGAAAAUAUCAAUUUUGGUAAUCAUUUGGAAGGAGUGUUCAUGGAUGGAGUCCAAUCUGGGGGAGAAUGUGACAGGACCGUUGAUUUCUUGGGCUUGGGUCCGUCGGGCCAUCUGGAUAUUGGUGAUCGGAGCUUCAACAAUAACACAAUUGGCUUAGGAUAUUCAGAUGAGCAACAGAACCUGCAUAACAUGAAUUCCUAUCAUUAUAUAUCGAAUGAUCCAAUGGCAUUGGAGAAAUCCAUGUGGAACUUUUAGACAUCGGUGGACCGUUUAACGAAUUUAUUAUCAGAAGCAGAAGAAAUAGAUGGUUGGUAGAAAUAUAAUGAUUUGCAUGUGUUUGUUCUGUUUUCUCGACGGGUCUAAAUUUCUGCGAUCACAGGAGAGAAAAUGCUGAUCUUUUCGAUAGGAAAUUUGUACUUUCGAACCCUUUGAUUUUACUAGGAAAGCAUGGAGCUUGCAGCAGAGGAAAUCAAAUAGAUUUCUUAUAAACAUGAUAGAGCCCUUACAGUGAAAAAAGUAAAAAAAAAACAGAUCGAUCAAUGCCCAAAAGAUAAAGAGUGAAGUGUUGUGAGGCUGGGAUUCGUUUUGGUUGCAUGCUCUCUCAGCAUGCUUUGGAAAUGAUAAUUCACAUGAGCCUUUGAUUCCAAUGGUCGAAACUGGAAUUAGCAGAAUAAAUAUCAUUUAUAAUGUUAUAAUAUGAUGAGUUUAGAUUUCUGGAUUUAGCAGACCAUUGUGGGGAUUUCCCGGUCUCCACCACGAAGAUUGGUUAGGAUCAAGGGGGCCUCAUGGCAAUUGAUCCAACAUAUAUGACGACGAUUGUGGUAGUGUUCGAUAUUCAGGUGAAUUGAAAUGUGAGAAUUCAUUCCAAUUAAGAAGAAUUGAAUUAUUUUGACAAUGUUUCCUAGUAUUUUUAUAAUGAGGAAGCCGCCCUCGAAAUACAAUUAUGGUAUUACCAAA
Messenger RNA from Magnolia sinica, 2658 nucleotides. RefSeq names its product zinc finger protein GAI-ASSOCIATED FACTOR 1-like. Gene Ontology annotation, molecular function: DNA-binding transcription factor activity. Gene Ontology annotation, cellular component: nucleus. The transcript has 3 exons. The record is from RefSeq and is a predicted model, not a curated record. Lineage: Eukaryota; Viridiplantae; Streptophyta; Magnoliopsida; Magnoliales; Magnoliaceae. Bases 616 to 1956 code for a protein of 446 amino acids.